Messenger RNA from Sclerotinia sclerotiorum 1980 UF-70, 429 nucleotides. RefSeq lists its product as hypothetical. The transcript has 2 exons. Bases 1 to 429 code for a protein of 142 amino acids. The record is from RefSeq and is a predicted model, not a curated record. Lineage: Eukaryota; Fungi; Ascomycota; Leotiomycetes; Helotiales; Sclerotiniaceae.
AUGAAUUCCCUACUGAAUGUUCUGGAGCCCCAUCCGGAAGAUAGAUUACAUUUACGCUUACAUAGAGCGCGAUCCGUCGUCUUAACAGCGCAAGAACUUGUGGAAAUUCGGGCUGCCCAGAGAACCUUCGAGGGAGCAUAUAUACGGACCGCUCUGGGACAAUUUAGUUUCGCUUUGGUGGUAUUAAAGAUCUUUACCGCCGAAUUUUACAGUAUUGGGGCAUUAUUCGCGACAUAUGGAGCCGGGGUUUUAAUGGUCAGCUUGUAUAGGAGGUAUGAGGGCAACAGGCAAUUCUUCAGCGAAAUUGAUGGAGAUGGUAUGGGAAGGAAGAAAUUUAGGACCAGUGGGAAUGCCGUGGUUAUUUUGACGACGCUGAGUCUUGUGGCUUAUGUUUUACUGAUCGGAUUGACCAUAAGACUCGAGACCUGA